Messenger RNA from Solanum tuberosum (potato), 2379 nucleotides. Its product is annotated as probable leucine-rich repeat receptor-like protein kinase At1g35710. The transcript has a single exon. Gene Ontology annotation, molecular function: protein binding. The record is from RefSeq and is a predicted model, not a curated record. The coding region runs from base 1 to 2379 and encodes 792 amino acids. Lineage: Eukaryota; Viridiplantae; Streptophyta; Magnoliopsida; Solanales; Solanaceae.
AUGGUUCCCAAAAUAGUUCAAUUUCUCAUUCUCUUAUAUCUAUUUACGGUUACUUUUGCUUCCAAGGAGGAAGAAAUUGCCCUCCUAAAAUGGAAAGCAACUUUCAAGAACCAGACUAAUUCCUUAUUGGCUUCAUGGACUCAAAGUUCGAAUGCAUGCAGGGAUUGGUAUGGAGUUAUGUGCUUAAAUGGUAGGGUAAGCAAGUUGGAUAUUCAAGGUGCUCGUGUCAUCAGUACACUCGAUGAUUUUCCAUUUUCGACUCUUCCUUUUCUUGAAUAUGUUGAUCUUAGUGUGAAUAAUAUCUCUGGAACUAUCCCACCUGAAAUUAGUAAUCUCACUAAUCUUGUCUAUAUUGACUUGCACACCAAUCUGAUUUCAGGCACAAUCCCAUCACAAAUCGGGUCAUUAGCCAAGCUCCAGAACAUUUACAUCUAUGACAACCUUUUAAAUGGUUCCAUUCCUGCUUCAUUGAGUAAUUUGACCAACUUGUCUAUUUUGUUUCUUUAUCGGAAUAAUCUUUCUGACUCGAUUCCUACCGAAAUAGGUUACUUAAGGUCUCUUACUUCUCUAGAUUUGGGUACUAAUUCUCUUAAUGGUUCUAUUCCUACUUCAUUGGGAAAUUUGACCAGCUUAUCUAGUUUAUUUCUUAAUGGGAAUCACCUUUCUGGCUCUAUUCCUGCUUCAUUGGGGAAUUUGACCAGCUUGACCUCUAUGUAUCUUCGUGAGAAUCAUCUUUCUAGCUCCAUUCCUGAAGAAAUAGGUUACCUAAGGAAUCUUAGUUAUUUGGAUUUGUCUACUAAUUUUCUUAAUGGUUCUAUUCCUGCUUCUUUGGGGAAUUUGAACAACUUGUAUCUUUUGUCUCUGUAUGCUAACAACCUUUCUGGUUCGAUUCCAAGUGAGUUGGGGAAUAUAGGAAGACUUGUUACUAUGUUUUUGAAUAUUAAUCAACUCAUUGGUUCAAUUCCAGAUUCCUUUGGCAACUUGAGAAACUUGCAAUGGAUGUAUCUCCACAACAACAAUCUCACUGAGAAAAUUCCUUCAUCUUUCUGCAAUUUGAUGAAAUUGGAAGUGGUGUAUUUGGGGAGAAACAACUUUAGGGGAGAAAUUCCGCAAUGUCUAGUUAAUAUCAGUGGACUCGAGGUAUUGAAAAUAGAAGAUAAUAAUCUCAGUGAAGAUAUCCCUUCGUCUAUUUGCAAUCUAACAUCACUAAGGAUUUUAGAUUUGGGUAGAAACAAUUUGAAGGGAGCAAUUCCACAAUGUUUUGGCAACAUGGGUGGUCAUCUUGAGGUUUUGGAUAUCCACCAAAACAAUCUUUAUGGGACCCUUCCAGAAACUUUUAGCAAUGGAAGUGUACUCAGAAACUUAGGCUUGCAUAACAAUGAAUUAGAAGGAAAAAUCCCCCGAUCUUUAGUCAAUUGUAAAAACUUGGAAAUUCUUGAUUUAGGAGACAAUCACUUCAACGACACAUUUCCAAUAUGGUUUGAAACUUUGCCAAAUCUGAAAGUUUUAAGCUUGAGAUCGAACAAAUUACAUGGGCCAAUUAGAGCUUUAAGUAAUGAAGACAUGUUUUCUGAGCUUAGAAUCAUAGAUCUCUCUUACAAUGCUUUCACAGGAAACUUAUCGACUAGUCUGUUUCAAAAAUUGAAAGCCAUGAGGACAAUUGAUCAAACAGCGAAGGUACCAACAUAUCUUGGUAAAUCUGGAGAGAGAGAUUACAAUGAUUCUGUAACAGUUUCAUUGAAGGGAAUGGAUUUUGAACUGGAUAGAAUUUUGACAAUUUAUGUCAAUAUUGAUCUUUCAAGUAACAACUUUGAAGGGUAUAUUCCAAGUAAUCUCGGAGAUCUCAUUGCACUUCGGGGUCUAAAUUUGUCUCAUAAUAGAUUGCAAGGUAAUAUACCAACAUCACUUGGAAAUUUAUCUUUUGUUGAAUCAUUGGAUCUUUCGUUUAAUCAGCUUUCAGGAGAGAUACCACAACAACUUGUUGGUCUUACAUUUCUUUCAUUCUUAAAUCUCUCUCACAAUCAUCUCCGAGGAUGUAUUCCUCAAGGACGUCAAUUUGCUACAUUUGAAAAUAAUUCAUAUGAAGGUAAUGAUGGAUUACAAGGAUUCCCUAUUUCGAAAGGUUGUGGAAGUAUUUGGCCGCCAGAGACAAAUAAUGGCGAUUAUGAGCCAGAUGAUGAAGAAAGCAAUUCUGAAUUUAUGAAUGAUUUUUGGAAAGCUACUCUUAUGGGAUAUGGAAGUGGGCUAUGUAUUGGAGUAUCCAUUAUAUAUAUCAUGAUCUCAACUGGAAAUAUGAUAUGGCUUGCAAGAAUCAUUGAAGGGUUGGAGUACAAAAUUAUUAUGCGACAGAGAAAAAGGCAGCAAAGUCAAAGGCACUAA